Messenger RNA from Penicillium robsamsonii, 1332 nucleotides. RefSeq names its product FAD-dependent oxidoreductase. The transcript is spliced from 2 exons. The coding region runs from base 1 to 1332 and encodes 443 amino acids. The record is from RefSeq and is a predicted model, not a curated record. Gene Ontology annotation, molecular function: FAD binding. Lineage: Eukaryota; Fungi; Ascomycota; Eurotiomycetes; Eurotiales; Aspergillaceae.
AUGGGGAGCGACUUCAAGGUUAUUGUUAUUGGUGGCGGCCCAAUAGGGCUAAUCGUCGCCCAUGCGCUUCACCAUGCCGACAUUGAUUUUGUGGUUCUCGAGCGCAGACCUGCUAUUGUCGAAGAGAUAGGGGCCAGUCUUGUGGUAUAUCCGACUACCUUUAGAGUCAUGCAUCAACUUGGCAUUUUAGAGUCAUUGCUACCUCGCGGGGGAGAGCUUGAAACCCAUGUGUCGCUUACCAAAGAUGGACAUGUCUUUAACGAAAGCCCAAGAUAUAGAACAGUCCGAGAGAAUCAUGGACAUGGCCCUGUUGCUUUUGAUCGCUCGGAGGUGGUUGAAACAGUGUACAAUCUGUUGCCAGACAUCGCAAAAGAAAAGGUCUUGACAAACAAGCAGUUGAGUAAUAUCGAGACAAAGGGCGAUGGGGUCGAGGUGACCUGCGUCGACGGGAGUUUCUACCACGGAUCAAUAGUGAUAGGCGCAGACGGCGUUCACAGCAAAACCCGACAUUUGAUGCGCGACAUCGCCUUGAAAGAAGAUCCGCUACGGGACUGGGAUCCCGAAGAACCGUUCACGGCAAAGUUUCGCCUUUUAUUCGGGGCAUUUCCCACACCGUCACCGUCCGGUGAAGGAAACGAUACCCAGUCAUCGGGGAAGUCAGUCUCGUAUUUCAGUGGCCCGAAGCGUAGUUGGUUCUUCAUGAGCGAAAAACUGCCGAAGCCAACCAGCGAGCGAAAACAAUACACUGAGAAGGAUGUUAAUGCCCUCGGUGCCGAGUUUGCAGACUUUCCGCUGAACCGCACAGUCAAGGUCAAAGAUAUCUGGCCGAGCAUAUCGGCCGUAGGCAUGACGGACCUCCAGGAAGGAAUUGCAAAGCACUGGAGUCUAGGCAGGAUUGUGCUCGUGGGCGAUUCUUGUCAUAAGUUUACGGUUCAUAUGGGGCUUGGGUUCAACAACGGUGUUCAGGAUGUUGUGGUAUUGUGUAACCGUCUACGAGGUGCGGUUCAGAGUGCUUCCGAUAGAAACCCGAAUGCCGCUGCUCUUACGCAUGUGUUUGAUGACUAUGAGCGAGUGCGAAAGAGCUCGGACUGCUCGCUCGUUGGGGAUUUGUCGAACUCGGGGAUGGAGACUCGUAUGUACACUUGGUACAAUACCUUCUACAGGCUUCUCUCACGAUAUGUCAUUAUUCAUUCCUUUGUUGAGCGCUUGGCCCUUCGGUUUUCCUUUUCGCCUGGCCUUCAGAAAGCACAGGUUUUGGAUUAUAUUGAGGCAUCGGAGCCGAUGAAUGGGAAGUUGCCUUGGCUACAUCCGAUGAAGACUAAGAGACUGUGA